This is a messenger RNA of Seminavis robusta, 3258 nucleotides long. The record is from the annotation of a GenBank genome assembly. NCBI's taxonomy places the organism in Eukaryota, Bacillariophyta, Bacillariophyceae, Naviculales, Naviculaceae.
GCCAACAAGCCAACAACCAUGACCAAAGACCAUGUUGUUGACUUGGUACCAAUAGCUGGGUUGCCAGGAUGGGUCCAAAUAGAAACCACAAAAGCAACACCAUACAGCAAGCCCCAGUCAUCGAAUCAUGAGCAAUGUACCAGAAGUAACCGGAGCAAGAUCCAGCCGCCAGAAAACAAGGAAGACAUCCAAAUGGUCAUCGACGUGGAUCUACUUGUUGGCGUUGCUUUUGGGCUGGUGUGUGAUCACCUGGUACUUUUCCUUUUCCGUCCACAAAAGCAGUACCAGCAAUAGGAAUGGAAAUGAAUUUUCGAAUGUAGUAGUGCCCCCAAGAAAGACGCCCACCAAUGUUGACUUGCAACAGCGCAAAGAGUCCGGAAGUUUGUCAUCGGGAGACCAACACUUUCUCAUUUCGUACUUGACAAUGACAGGGCAGUUCCAGCAGGAGGAGCAAAGUAGCAGCGAUGCACAGAAAGCACAAGAGAUUUUUUCCAAAGAAAUGAGGCGAGUCCAAGCCUGGUUGCUACAAACACAAAAGAGUCCCUUUUUGCCCCUCACGGCAUAUUUGGAGUCACCGUUGCCUCCUUACAAUGACACUCAAGUCCCUCGGUUGCUCUCCACGCAUCGACUGGCCAACAAGCCCCAAGAUCUGAUACAAAGAGAAUACACUACGGAUACGCCACAAUCCUGCCUUGAUUUGCCCAAUGCGUUUCCCGUGAUGAAACCACCCACCGACAAGGAAGAAGCAGAAACUCAAAAUAGUAAGAAUGACUGCCCCAUUCACGGCGAUCCCUUUUUGCCGUGGAUCCAUGAUGCCUUUGUGUCACAGUCGGGUACCGUGGUGGAGAUUGUUGCCCACAAUCAACGAAGAUGUCAUACCAAUCCAAAACAAUACUUUCACAGGCUGCAACACUUGGAACCACAAGUGACCAUCAUGCAAAGUGUGCCCGUGAUUCGAGAAAAGGCAACCGGUAAUGGUGCCUAUCGGUACCGAUUGGCAUCGCUACAAGAGGCUGCCGCCAACACGGAUGCUGUUACGGAAACCAGAUUUAUUUGUCACUUUCAUACCCAAGUGCUGGCCAAUAAUCAGGAGGGCGACACUCUGCAAAGGAUUCCUCUCGGAGAAACCUUGAGUGUCUUUCCCUACAAUUACGAACAUGCCAAUGAUCGAAAACGCAACAGCAAGCCCAUGCUGACCCGUGCGACUUCUACCAGUGAUGACAAGACGGCUUUGCACAAUGAACAAGUGUGGAAUUCACUGCUUCACUUUCAAUGUCCCAUUCCAGCCCAUUUGCAAUCACUACUACUAUUGCAAGACAACAAAAGCGGCAUUUAUGUGGAUGUCGUACCCAUUCGCACGUAUCCUCGAACAGAACGGGAAGGAUACUUUGAUCGGAAGGCCAGAAACAUGUCCAUCGGCAGUGGCAGCAACAUGUUGUUUGAUCCUGUACUCGAAUGGGGUAUUGGCAAUAAUAGUAACCAAAAGCAUUGGCUGCCCACCGUGGAGCAAAGUGGUCGAUGGGCCAACAUUCCACUCUGUCGAAUACCAGCAACACCAGAGUCACAACAGCAAGGCGACAAAAAGGAUAUUCAAGAGCGCGACAGGCAAGACCGACCGAAUACUGACAUCAGUUCUUCUGACAAGAAGAAACACUUUUUGUCAGCUUGUGUGUGGGCAUCCGCUACCUUUACCACUCGGGGAUCGUCGGAUCCCGACACGUCGACUUCUCUGAGACUGAUAGAAUGGCUCACCUACCAGUUUGAGAUUGCUCAGUUCGACCACGUUUACAUUUACGACAAUUCUCCUACCGAUGGUGCUACGACGUUGGAAUCGGUAACACGUCUCUUUCCUUCCCAUCAAGUUACUCGGAUCCCUUGGAAGCACCCCGUCUGCAACAAUAAGCCACCUGGUUCGAAUAAUCCUGGAGAGCGCAGUAGUCAAUAUGCCGCCGAAGCCAGUUGUCGCAUCCGAUACGGGCCCAUGACGCAGUGGCUGGCAGUUCUGGAUACCGACGAGUACUUGAUUCCACAACAGCAAAAAUCGCAUGACAAGAUAUCUUUGCGACAAUGGUUGGAACAGGCCAGCAUAGAGCAUGGCGAUACCAAGAUUUGGAGCUUUUAUCAGACCCGCGCCAUACCUAACAUUCGACUAAUGGACGCGGUUGCAUCGGCCAACCAUCCACAGUUUCAAUGGAAGAAACGUGACAAUACAACCUUUUUGGAAACUUAUAAUUGCGACCGUCUACAGUUUCCAAAGCCAGGCUGGGCUUGGCGUGCUCAAAAGCAAAUCUUUCAGCCGUCCUUUGUCCUCAUGCACUUUGUUCACUAUUCCAUCGUCACACGACGACUGCUCGAAGCACCCAACGAAUGGUCAGGCUUGUACAAAGAUCGACCACCGAACGAACGACGUGUCGACGAACGAAACCAAGCAUUCUUGCUUCAUGCCAAGACGACAUCCCCCAAGGCGACAGAGUAUUGGAAGAAACAGUGCCCCGUUGUCACCGUUGACGAUACAAAGCCAGACAGAAAAGGCAAAGACAAGAAAAGUAAUGACUGUCCUGUUGGCAUUCCGUAUCCCCCGGGAGCCAAGGAGGGAGCGACGGAUGCUGGGGGACGAGAGUACAAUUGCUAUCCCCACGAAGUCGUUUCCGAGGUUGUGGUACCUAGAUUAAAAGAGCUUUUGCCACCGCUCCUUCAACGGUACCGCGAAAUAAUCAAAUACUAGCAAGUAACACACACAGCUGACGCAGUUCCGUUCAAUAUGGCCAUGAUCAGCAAAUGUCUUCUGAAGAGGACUGAUGUAGAACACCGUGCCGGUGCGAUAGUCGACCUGUAACCAACCGCUUAGCUGGAGGAGACCAGUCUAAAGUACUAGAAUGGAUCCUCAAAGCUUCAAUAGCCCGUUCGUCUUACCCUUCAGGGAUUAAGAAGUUCCCUGGGGCGCCAUGAAAGCCUACACAUCAACAACCCACACAACACCAACCACACACACCACCCCCGUUCACAAAUCCAGCCAACUGAGAGGCACUGGAUCCAGGUCCGAACCAAAACCGCGCGUAACUCAUCGAGUGCACAAGACGGACUCAAAAAGAAAACACUUCGCUUCCAACUACUACCUAGCUUGACUUGAGCUAGCUUGACUUGAGAAUAGAUCGGAAGAAGGAGAGCAGAGCCAUCUCGUGUCUCACGUCUCAUGGCUGUCGGUCAUAAAGCACAUGGGCCUGUAACAUACUCUAGCUAGCUAGUACGUACCGUAGG